AUGUACACGAUCAGAUCCAUACCCGGAAAGGGACAAGGUAUGUUUGCCAACAAAGAUAUCAAAGCAGGUAGUCGCAUACUCGCCGACGAGUUGCUGCUCUCGAUUGCAGAGAGCAAGAUAGAUGAAGGCAUUGGGGAAAGGAUAAGCGUGUCUCUUCACGGUCUGCCUCCGGAACAGCAGCAGCAAUUCGAGACAUUGCACUGCCCAGAUCACCCCACCUGGACGCCUGCGGUGAGCAGAUUCCUAGCGAACUGUUUUGAGGUGGAAGCCCCGGGAUCAGGCAUAUUCUUGAAAGCUUCACGCAUCAAUAACUCUUGUUUUCCGAAUGCUUUUUUCUCGUGGAACCAAAAUCUGCACCGCCUGACUGUUCACGCUAUGGUGGAUAUCCCCAUAGGUGACGAAAUCACAGUCUGCUACAUCUUUCCAUUCUACUCUCUGCAAAUUCGCCGGGACUUGUUCCGCGAACACUACGUGUUUGAGUGCGACUGUCCAGCUUGUCACGUUGAAACCGGAAUUGGCCGACGCGGUGAGUUGCGUCGUCGAAGGAUGGAAACCCUCUAUAUGGCCAUCGAUAAAACCAAUGAUGGUCCCAGCAACAACGACCAAAAGGAAUUGGAAAUGGUCCUUGAGUUCAUCAGAUUGGCAGAGGAUGAACGAUUGGACGGCCAAUUCCUCUCGUGCAUAUACAGUCGUGCAAAGAAAUGUUAUGACGAUCGCGGUUCAGAGCAAUUGGCGCUGGAAUAUGCGGAGAUGGAGGUUGAGACGAAUAUGCGACUCCUUGGCGACGACCACGCCGUGACGCAGGAGAGCGCGAGGGAUUUGGAUGAAUUGAAGACUAGGCUGGCGAUGGUGCAGCAAACGGAGGAGAACGGUGAGAACUUGGGGGCUUUGUGA
Molecule: messenger RNA, 894 nt
Organism: Letharia lupina
Lineage: Eukaryota; Fungi; Ascomycota; Lecanoromycetes; Lecanorales; Parmeliaceae
Exons: 1
Coding region: 1-894 (297 amino acids)
Molecular function (GO): protein binding
Source: RefSeq, a predicted model, not a curated record